Messenger RNA from Phaethon lepturus (White-tailed tropicbird), 1495 nucleotides. It is a transcript of the gene TRIP4, whose product is annotated as thyroid hormone receptor interactor 4. The record is from RefSeq and is a predicted model, not a curated record. The transcript is spliced from 10 exons. NCBI's taxonomy places the organism in Eukaryota, Metazoa, Chordata, Aves, Phaethontiformes, Phaethontidae. Gene Ontology annotation, cellular component: nucleus. Gene Ontology annotation, molecular function: transcription coactivator activity; zinc ion binding. The annotation marks the transcript as partial. Gene Ontology annotation, biological process: positive regulation of DNA-templated transcription.
GUACAUCUUGUCAAUAACAAAUGAGGAUGAGAUCCGGGAGUACGUCGUUGACCUCAUUCAGGGGACUGAUGGGAAGAAAAGUUGGUUUGUGGAAGAACUGCUGGCCAGGUGGCGAAAAUCCUGCCAGCUGCCGUCCGAGCCUUUGCCAGUGUAUCGGAAGAAGGAUGAGAUUGCGGAAGUGCCUCGGGCUGGAGAGCAGGCGAAAAAGGGUAAACGCAAAGGAAGGAACAAGCAGGAGACGCUUGCGUAUGCGGAGCCAAGCGCACAUGUAGAGGAAGUAAAAACUCCCCUCGACCUGGCCAAGGCACAGGAGAACAGCACUGGAGUCAGCAGCAGUAGCAAUUCCUCUAAGAAGAAGCCCAAAUAUGUCAGCCUGUAUACCAAGGAGGGGCAAGACAAGCUGGCCGUCCUGAUCCCUGGGCGUCACGCCUGCGAGUGCCUGGGUCAGAAGCACAAGCUCAUCAACAACUGCUUGGUUUGCGGGCGCAUUGUCUGCGAGCAGGAGGGCUCUGGACCCUGCUUGUUCUGUGGUGCUCUGGUGUGCACUAAAGAAGAGCAGGACAUUCUUCAGCGGGACUCAAACAAGAGCCAGAAGUUGAUGAAGAAGCUCAUGGCAGGUGCUGAAAGUUCUGGGAAUUUGGAUGCCAUAAGCAAAGACUUACUGCCUCGACAAGAAGCUAGACUCAAAGCAGGCCUGGAGAUGGCUGUGAAACACAAAGACAAGUUGUUGGAAUUUGACAGGACAAGUGUGCGUCGAACCCAGGUCAUUGACGAUGAAUCAGAUUACUUUGCCACGGACUCCAACCAGUGGCUCUCCAAGCAGGAAAGGGAGGCCCUCCAGAAGAGAGAGCAGGAGCUGCGGGAGCUGCGUCACGCCUCUCGGCUUGCCAAAAAAAUCACCAUCGACUUCGCUGGCAGGCAGAUCCUGGAGGAAGACAACAGCAUGGCUGAAUACCACAGCAAACUGGAUGAAACCAUCGAAGCCAUUAAUUGUGGCACGCUGAGCAAGCCAGCUGGGAGCCCAGAAGCAAAGACGUCUCUGAAUUCUGGCGUUUUAGUGAAUCCCCGUCUUCUUCAGCCUGCUCCUUUGUGGGUGGACCAAACUGGUUUGCUCCCGCACAGGAAAGCCAUCCAUUCCAUGGAUGCUGGAAAUGAGUCUGACUCGGAGCGGAACAGGUUGCGGAUUCAGGAUCGAGAGUUGCAGGAGAUCUCAGAUGAUGGUUGGUGCCUCAGCAUGCACCAGCCCUGGGCUUCCUUGCUCGUAAAAGGAAUCAAAAGGGUGGAGGGCAGGACCUGGUACACAUCUCAUAGAGGGCGGUUAUGGAUUGCAGCUACUGCUAAAAGACCUUCCCCUCAGGAAAUCUCUGAACUGGAGACCACCUACAGAAUGCUGCUCCAGAAAGAUGUGGAAUUUCCCAGCGAUUAUCCCUCAGGGUGCCUCCUGGGCUGUGUGGAAGUGACCGAUUGUUUAUCGCAAGAGCAAUUUAAUGAGCAG